AUGACGCCUUUGUUAGCACACCACCCGAGUAGACGAAUUCCACGCGGGCAGUUUUCAACACAACUACACAGAGAAAAUUGUAAAAUUUUUGCAACUAGAAAAAAAAACAAAAAUUAUUUUGAAGGACUGGAGAAGAAAAAUGCCACAAAAACUUAUGACAGCCCCAUUUUGUCUUUAAGCAUCCCACCUCGACAUACGAACAAGCAGUCAAAGUUAUUGGAACAUUUAAUGAUGAUUAAAAUCUUCAGCGAUAACAUUGAAACUGUUGCCAGACCUUUGCCAGACCGUUGCCAGACCGUUGCCAGACCGUUGCCAGACUGUUGCCAGAAGAAGAAUGUUUCUAAAUUUUUAGGAUAUUUCAUGUUUCUGGAGUUGUUUUGUGAACCAUUAAACACGCUGAGGCCUGGUGGGAGCAACCCUGUCUGCCUACCUGCCUAA
This is a messenger RNA of Helobdella robusta, 438 nucleotides long. RefSeq lists its product as hypothetical. The transcript is spliced from 4 exons. Lineage: Eukaryota; Metazoa; Annelida; Clitellata; Rhynchobdellida; Glossiphoniidae. The record is from RefSeq and is a predicted model, not a curated record. The coding region runs from base 1 to 438 and encodes 145 amino acids.